Trichogramma pretiosum is the source of this 3606-nucleotide messenger RNA. Its product is annotated as solute carrier family 26 member 10. The transcript is spliced from 11 exons. Gene Ontology annotation, cellular component: membrane. Gene Ontology annotation, molecular function: oxalate transmembrane transporter activity; bicarbonate transmembrane transporter activity; sulfate transmembrane transporter activity. Gene Ontology annotation, biological process: transmembrane transport. NCBI's taxonomy places the organism in Eukaryota, Metazoa, Arthropoda, Insecta, Hymenoptera, Trichogrammatidae. The coding region runs from base 500 to 2599 and encodes 699 amino acids. The record is from RefSeq and is a predicted model, not a curated record.
AUCGUAGCUGAAAAAAAGUGCACAUUAGCGUAUACGGAAGGGGGAGUGUUUAUAUGCAUCGCGCAGCUGUAGUCGGCGCACAUUUAUCAAGUCGCUCGUGGCUGCAGCUUUUACGUUUGUAUAUAGUUGUACAUUUGAUAGCUAUAGUUAUAUAUAGGACAAUAGUCGGUUGUCGCACACACUCUCGCGACUCGCGAACACAUUGACACACAGCAGCUGCUCGUAAGGAGGUAUUUAAAUGAUCAUCGCGACUCGCAUGCGGAAGAAGGCGGGCAGUUUUCAUACGCGAGACUUGCCAGUCGUCAGUCCAUCAGCUUCUAUACUUCUUCCUCAUGUGAUGCAAUUGGCAAGCAGCAACAUUAACAACCGAUCACGUCGCUGUAUAUACCGAAGUAAUUUCGUAAUUGGUCAUCGACGUGUAGCUAUUUUAUAAGAGAAAUCGCCAUCGUGUCUUCGCGCUCCUUUGCCUCGCUUUUUUAUAUGACACUAAGCACGAGCAAUGGCAUCUACUGCAAACGACGACUCCACAACUUCUGCAAAUUCUCUGCGGUUUCAAGGCAAUAUAAUUCGAGAGUCGCAAGCUGUGCUGAGACUGGACGUCGAAAGACCCGUACUAGAUGAGGAGCAAUUACGGCAAUUGUAUCAAUACGAAAAACCAUCGAAUUCUGUGUUGAACAAUCUUCAAACGUCAUUUAGAUCUAUCAAGUGUAAAUCAUGUAUUGAAAAUGUUGUGCCUGCCACAAAGUGGCUUAGAAAGUAUGAGUGGAAGAGAGAUUUUUUAUAUGAUGUUAUAUCUGGUCUUACUGUUGCAAUAAUGCACAUACCACAAGGUAUGGCAUAUGCACUUUUAGGAAAUUUGACUCCAGUUAUUGGUAUAUAUAUGGCAUUUUUUCCUGUCCUUGUAUAUGUAUUACUUGGAACUUCUAAACAUGUUUCAAUGGGUACAUUUGCUGUAGUAUGUCUGAUGACUGGUAGAGCUGUUUCAUCUUAUUCAACAUCCCUAGAAAAUAAUGACAAAUUUAAUUUGACAAAUUAUGACCAGUCAAUAGAAUCAUUACCCAAUGCAGAAAUUUAUACUCCACUACAAGUUGCUACCACUGUAACAUUUGCAGUAGGGAUCAUUCAGUUAUUGAUGUAUGUCUUUAGACUAGGAAUAAUAAGUACUUUAUUAAGUGAAACAUUUGUCAAUGGUUUUACUACUGGGGCUGCAAUUCAAGUUUUAUUAUCUCAAGUAUUUGAUUUAAUAGGAUUGAAUUCAGUAAAACCAAGAGGACAUUUUAAAUUGAUUAAGACUGUAGCUGUUAUUUGUACUGACAUUCCAAAUGCAAAUUCUGCAGCUGUGAUAAUUUCUACAAUAACUAGUGGACUAUUAAUGUUUAGUAAUGAAUUUUUAAAGCCUUGGAUUGGAAAAAGAUGUAGAGUUCCUAUUCCUAUGGAAUUAAUAGCAGUCAUUGCUGGUACAAUGAUCUCUCGAUAUGCAAAUUUACCAAAUAAGUACAGUAUUAAAACUGUCGGAAAUAUACCAACAGGAAUACCUGAACCACAAUUGCCAGCUUUCUCACUAUUGCCCACGGUUGCUUUGGAGAGUGUUGGAAUAACUAUGGUCUCUUACACAGUCACAAUGUCUAUGAGCCUAAUUUUUGCCAAAAAACUGCAUUAUCAAGUUGAUUCGAAUCAAGAGCUGUUUGCCAUGGGCAGUAGCAAUAUAAUGGGUGCUUUUUUCUCGUGCAUGCCAGUGUCGGCGUCGCUCAGUAGAUCUUUAAUUCAGCAAACGGUUGGUGGAAAAACACAAUUGGCCAGCAUUGUCUCGUGCUUCAUACUCUUGAUCAUUCUCUUAUGGAUUGGACCAUUUUUUGAACCACUUCCAAGAUGCGUCUUAGCGUCAAUCAUUGUUGUAGCUUUAAAGGGAAUGCUAGUGCAAGCCAAAGAAUUUUUAAAUUUUUUCAAAAUAAGUAAAAUCGACGGUUGCGUCUGGAUGGUUACCUUUUUAACAACUUCUUUAGUGAGCAUUGACGUAGGUUUAGUUAGUGGCUUGUUAGCAUCAAUUGUCAGUAUUUUGUUUCAAAGUGUGAGGCCUUACAGCUGUUUGCUCGGACACGUGCCUAAUACUGAAUUGUAUUUGGAUACAAGUCGUUACUUGGGCGUUGGUGAAAUUUUUGGCAUCAAGAUAUAUCACUAUGCUGGAUCUUUGAAUUUCGUGAAUAGCCGGCAUCUGGGACCGGAUAUUUAUCGAAAAAUCGGCGUCGAGCCCUCUAGUGUCCUUAAGUAUCGAGCAAAACUCGCCAAAAGGAGCAAUGGAAAUUACACAAGCAGCGACGAUUACGAAAAUCAGAGCAGCAGUAUUCGCUGCAUUAUUAUCGAUAUGUCAGCAGUUACACAUUUGGAUUCCGCCGGAGUGUCGGCUCUGCGUGAAAUUCGCGACGACUACGCACAGUUAGAAAUACCCGUUUACAUAUCCGCUUGCUCGCCACUUGUUUACGAUGUCAUUUACAAAUGCGAAGUUUUGAAAACGAAAGACAUGAGCUUCGUGAUUUUCGCCACUGUUCACGACGCCGUAUUUUAUGCGCAACGCGAGCUUGUUACUAAAGUUAGUAGAUGAUUAUUGUUAAUUUUUAUCGCGCCUAAUUGCAGAGACUUCGACGAGUGGUUAUCGCAAGUAAAUGUAAAAAGCAUCCUUUUAUCAUGUGUUCCAUAUUCUGCAACGAACGAACAUCUCCACGAUUGACCGAUACACUGUGAUAUAACGCAUACAUAUUGUAACGAAUAUUACAAUAUAUACAUAUAAACGUUGAUUCGUUUUCGCUCGCAGGCAAAAGCGACAAUUGUCGUUCGUGCGUAAAAAAGAUUGUUUCGAUUGACGCGACUUAUAAUGAAUUCUCUGACUAAGAAGUCGCCUCAAUCAGUAUAUCAUAUAGAGUCUUCAUUUAAAAUGAACUUUUUUUCUUUGCCCUGCGUACGCAUCUUUUUUUAUUAUUCAAAGACAAACUUUGAAUCUCUUGCAUAAGACAUGCAAAUCUUUGAUCUCAUCAACAAAUCAUCUUUUUGAUCAAAGUGAAAAAUGGAACCUAUUUAAAAUCGUCUAUUUUUUCAUGGUGUGUUGUAAAAAGUAUGUUCGGUAUUUUUAUAAAUGUUUUAAAAAUUGUAAAUAAUGUUGUCCUUAUUUUUGACAGACCUGCUGUCAAAAAUAAUAUUUUGACCGAUUCAAAUCAAAUACUUAAAAAUGUUACUUAUGUCGUGACACAUAUUUUUAUAAAGGAAACUUAUUUUUGUGUAUGCAUAAUAUAUUUUGUAAUAAUAAAUUGCGUAUAUUGUAUUGAAAGAAAGACAAUAUUAUUUUUAUGAAACACAACGCAUAUGUAUUUUUAUUAAUAUUGAUCGUUGGAUAGAACGAUUCGUCUAUUACAUUCGUCCAUUAAUUCUACAAAGACUUGAACAUGUCAGAUUCGAAACCUAUUGUAUGUCCAAGCUCAACAAAUAUAUCGACAGAGGAAAAAGGCAAAUAUCGCUUUGAUAGACUACAGCGUAUCAAUACAUAAUGCGCUCAUCGCAAAACUGCUAAUAUAUUUAUAUAUUUAAUUUUUCAUAAUAUUUAUUUUUAUAUAUAUA